Messenger RNA from Trifolium pratense (red clover), 982 nucleotides. Its product is annotated as phosphoglycerate mutase-like protein 4. The transcript is spliced from 7 exons. Gene Ontology annotation, molecular function: phosphatase activity. Bases 73 to 738 code for a protein of 221 amino acids. Lineage: Eukaryota; Viridiplantae; Streptophyta; Magnoliopsida; Fabales; Fabaceae. Gene Ontology annotation, cellular component: cytoplasm; cytosol. The record is from RefSeq and is a predicted model, not a curated record.
UUUGUAUCACCAUUAAUUAGUUUCUGUAACCAAAUUAAGCACGACCUUAGUUCAUUGUUCAACUCACUCAGAAUGGCCGAGUCUUUCACCACUGAUUCUUUUUCUAGCUGCUAUCCUCAUCCAGAUUAUGCUGAGAUAGUUGUGGUUCGUCAUGGUCAAACAAUUUGGAAUGCUGAAAGAAAAGUUCAGGGGCACUUGGAUGUUGAAUUGAAUGAAAUUGGAAGACAACAAGCACAUGCGGUUGCUGAUAAACUAUCCAGAGGACCAAAGAUCUCUGCAAUAUAUUCUUCUGACUUGGAGCGUGCUUUUGAAACAGCACAGAUAAUUGCUUCUAAAUGUGGAGUCCUAGAGGUUGUGAAGGAUUUUGACCUACGAGAAAGACACAAAGGAGAUCUUCAAGGGCUUUGUCAUCAUGAUAUAGCAAAGACUAAUCCCAUUAGUUACAAGGCUAUGAUGUCUGAUAAUGAAGAUCAAGAAAUCCCAGGUGGUGGAGAAAGUAUUAAUCAACUGUUUGAACGUUGCAAAUCUGCAUUACUUAGAAUUGGCAAAAAUUACAAAGGGGAGAGAGUUGUCGUUGUCUCUCAUGGAGCAUCCAUUGAAAUACUUUACAAGUGGGCUUGUGUGAAUGGAUAUGAAGGAAAAAUACACAAUGCAUCUAUCAGUAUUUUUCAUUUGUAUGAUGAGGACAAAUGGACAUUAAAAGUGUGGGCUAAUGUUAGUCAUUUGAGCACAAAUUGAUUUUUUGUACAAUAUGAUCUUGGGGGUAACAUAAGUUUUAAGGAAAAUUCCCUUGAAGUCCCUCAAUAUGCUCUUAGGUCUUCUAAAUUUCUUUGAGCAUAUUGAAAAGUCUAAAGAGAAUUUUCCAAAUUUUAAUUGAGUUGUAAUGUGUUGUUUCCCAUUCAAAGUUAAUAAAAAAAAGAAUAUCAAGUGGUGUUACUAAAAAUGAUGACUUUGUGCCAAUGAGAUGAUUUUUUUUAUUACC